AUGCCCCUGCUCGAGAUUCAGCGGAUUUCACCCAGAGACACCACACCGUUCUUGAUUGGAGGGGACCAGCUAGGGAACCCUCUUCUUCUCUGGCUGAAGGUGAUCAUGUCGAUGUCGCUGCCGCCGGGUUUCCGGUUCAACCCGACGGACGAAGAGCUCAUCUUCUACUACCUCCGCAACCGCGCCGCCUCGGAGCAGUGCCCCGCCCCCGUCAUUGCCGACGUCGACGUCUACAAGUUCAAUCCAUGGGACCUUCCAUCCCAAGCGGUGUACGGCGACAGCGAGUGGUACUUCUUCAGCCCGCGGGAUCGCAAGUACCCGAACGGCAGUCGGCCCAACCGCGCCGCCGGGUCCGGCUACUGGAAGUCCACCGGCACCGACAAGCCAAUCCACGACGGCGCCGUCGGGAAAGGUAUCGGCGUCAAGAAGGCGCUCAUCUUCUACGAGGGCCGCGCGCCCAGGGGCACCAAGACCGGCUGGAUCAUGCACGAGUACCGCAUCGCCGCCGACCCCCUCGACGCCACCCUUAACAAGCCCGUCAAUGCUCGCAACGUCUCCAUGAGGUUGGAUGACUGGGUGUUGUGCCGGAUCUACAAGAAGGCCGGCCAGGCAUCGCCGAUGGUACCGCUGCUUACGCUCGAUGUCGACGACUACGGCCACGACGACCUCUCCGGUGGUGGCGGCUUCGACGACGCCCCUGGCUUCUUCCCACCCUCCAGCGGCAGCAGUGCCAUGAUCACCAGUGCCAUGAUCACGCAGAACCAGCAGCCGCAGACCGGCAGAGCCAACGUCGCUGGGAGGCUCCCCAUGAUCCCAUUCAUCUCCGACCUCUUCCACGAAUACCCUGUUGCGCAGAUCUUCGACGGCGAGGCCGAGCACCUCGCCAUCCAUCCAUCCCUGAACCAGCAGCUCUUCUCCGGCGGCCACAGCACGCGGGUGCAACCGUCGUACUACGCGCCGUCAUCGUGGUCGUCGUCCCCGGCCGCCAGUGGAGGCGCGGGAAAACGCAAGGCAGCGAGCACGGAAGAGUGUGGCGGCGCCGGAGCGGGAUCGUUGUUGGACGGCCACGAGUACUUGUCCAAGAGCCUCAACGGGUCAUGCUCGGCUUCAGUUCUAAGUGAGAUUACAACUGAGAUUUUUAAUGGUUAG
This is a messenger RNA of Lolium rigidum, 1149 nucleotides long. RefSeq names its product NAC domain-containing protein 48-like. Gene Ontology annotation, molecular function: DNA binding. Bases 1 to 1149 code for a protein of 382 amino acids. The record is from RefSeq and is a predicted model, not a curated record. The transcript has 5 exons. Gene Ontology annotation, biological process: regulation of DNA-templated transcription. Lineage: Eukaryota; Viridiplantae; Streptophyta; Magnoliopsida; Poales; Poaceae.